Molecule: messenger RNA, 6549 nt
Organism: Sebastes umbrosus (honeycomb rockfish)
Lineage: Eukaryota; Metazoa; Chordata; Actinopteri; Perciformes; Sebastidae
Product: alpha-1,3-mannosyl-glycoprotein 4-beta-N-acetylglucosaminyltransferase C-like
Exons: 7
Coding region: 707-2140 (477 amino acids)
Biological process (GO): protein N-linked glycosylation
Molecular function (GO): acetylglucosaminyltransferase activity
Source: RefSeq, a predicted model, not a curated record
CAGCGCAGAGAGCUCAGAGAGGAGAGGAGAGGAGAGAGCAGACCGGAGCGCAGCAGCAUCAACACUCUCACGGUACACCUUGGGGGAUGUGGAGGCAAUCUCGACAGACAGAAAUGCACUGUGAAAUUCUCAAAGUUUGUCUUCUGUGAGAGCUGAAGACAAAGAAGAAAUCGUAGAGAGAGAGAGAGAGAGAGAGAGAGAGAGACGGUGCAUCAUCCGCUGCAGACAUUUCCAGCGGUGCAUGCUGCCUGCCUGCUUGGUGCUCUCUGUCGAUCGAGAAGCGCCUCUGAGCCGGAGUCCGAACCAAUCUAACCACCAGGAGACAUCAGAGAGAAGGAAAAGAGAAAGCAUCUUCACUUCUUCAGAUACCCCCCCCCCCCCUCCUCCACCUGCGGACACCUGGACCCCCUGCUGCGUCUCCUGCUGAUGUGGAGCUGACACACUGCAGUGAGUCUGGACAUAUGAAGCCAAAAUUCCUACAGAUCGUAAAGGAAUGCAGCCGGAUACAUCAUUACUGUCAAGCCUGGAAGACCCCUUGCCACUUUGAUGUGUGAGCACACCCACCAAUAAUGGCUCAUAGGAUGCGCAGUAGAAAUACAGCUGAGGCAGACGUGUUCAUGUAUCCCGUUCAGGCCAACCUGCAGACUCUCUCCCACAAACACAUCUGACUUUUUUUUUACAAGAUCCCAGUGAGAGCCAGUACAGCAUGAGGCUGGUGUGGAAAUCCCUGGACAAGAUGAGGUGUCUGAGGAAACGCUCCACUAUCCCCUUCCUCGGCUUCCUUAUCACCUUCCUCCUCUUCCUCAACCUCUACAUCGAAGAUGGCUACGUGCUGGAAGGAGAUAAAAGGCAGCUCAGGGAAUCAUCAGUACACCCUUCGAGCUCAGAGCGAUACGUUCACACCUUCAGAGACCUGAGUAAUUUCUCUGGAACCAUUAAUGUCACGUAUCGUUAUCUCGCUGGAACCCCGCUGAACCGCAAGAAGUAUCUCACCAUUGGAUUGUCAUCAGUCAAAAGAAAAAGAGGAAACUACCUUCUGGAGACGAUCAAAUCCAUCUUUGAUCAGUCCAGUUACGAGGAACUCAAAGAGAUAGUGGUCGUGGUCCACCUGGCAGACUUUGACCUGGUCUGGUGUGAGAACCUGGUGCAGGAAAUCACUAGGAAGUUCGCCCACCACAUCAUAGCAGGACGCCUCCUGGUGAUCCAGGCCCCAGAGGAGUACUACCCGUCUCUGGACGGCUUGAAAAGGAACUACAACGACCCGGAGGACCGGGUCCGUUUCCGCUCCAAGCAGAACGUGGACUACGCUUUCCUCCUCAACUUCUGCACAAACCUCUCUCAUUUCUACAUGAUGCUAGAGGACGACGUGCGCUGCUCCAGGAACUUCCUGACGGCACUGAAGAAGGUGAUCACCUCCAGAGAGGGUUCCUACUGGGUGAUGCUGGAGUUCUCCAAGCUGGGCUACAUCGGCAAGCUGUACCACUCCAGAGACCUGCCGCGUCUGGCUCAUUUCCUCCUCAUGUUCUACCAGGAAAUGCCCUGCGACUGGCUCCUCAUCCACUUCAGGGGUCUGCUUGCCCAGAAGGACGUGAUCCGCUUCAAGCCCUCGCUGUUCCAGCACAUGGGCUACUACUCCUCUUACAAAGGAGCCGAGAACAAGCUGAAGGACGACGACUUCGAGGAAGACUCCAUAGACAUUCCCGACAACCCUCCCUCCAGCCUUUACACAAACAUCAACGUCUUUGAGAACUAUGACGCCACCAAGGCGUACAGCACUGUUGAUGAGUAUUUCUGGGGGAAGCCUCCUUCCACAGGAGACUUCUUUGUCAUAGUCUUUAAUAAAUCCACCAAAAUUAGUAAAAUUAAGAUCGCUACUGGUUCUGACGACCGCCAGAAUGACAUUCUUCACCACGGAGCUCUGGAGGUGGGAGAGAAACUAGUUGGGACUAAAAAAGGGAAACAGUGCUCCUCUUAUAUCACGUUAGGGGAGUUUAAAAACGGCAACAUUGAGGUUCAAGACGUAGACCACAAAAUUGCCUUUGACAUUGAGUGUGUUCGCAUCGUGGUGACGGCCAGUCAGAAAGAAUGGCUCAUUAUUAGAAGUAUAAGUUUAUGGACUACACAACCCCCCAACCAAUAAGGACUACACUCAAAGACUCUUAGUAUGUCGUAGAGGCAAAGGUUUUUAUUAUUAUUAUUAAUAUUAUUAUUUACUAAUGUAUGUAUUUCCAGGUUUAUUUAUUCAUUUUGUAUGUAUUUAUUGAUACUCAUUUUGAUUGCCAAAUCAAUCUAUAGUUUUUUAUACCUGCAAGUUGUAACCUUAGUGGAGCAUCCUCCCAGUCAUUCUUAAGGACUGUUCAGCUGACCUCAGAGUAUUCAUGAACGUAUGCUUUCUUAAAUGUUCCAUAAACCUUUAUUUAUUUCACAUAUUGAAAGCUGUCCUUAAUGUAGGGCUGGGCGAUAAUUCAGUGUUGUGUUUUACCAACUUUGAGUCGUAUUAUAUGUUAUUAUUUUAUGACAUUUUUCUGUACAAAUCCUAUGAAAAGACCAAAACCAACAAUGAAUUAAACCCACUAACUUUUAAAACUUUUAAAAUUAGUGAGCCGUUGCGUUUCAUUGGGUGACAUGUUCACACUUCAUCACAAUAACCUUGGGCACUGUAUUUUGAGUCAAUCCUUCAUACACCAUCCUGCUGGUGUAAAUAAUCACUAGAGCACCAAAUGUGUAUUAAUCUACAGCUGAAAAUAGCUUUUAAAGUUUUAGGUUCUCAGUAGGAAUGAAUGGGCUUUGGGCUGAGAUCCACAAACAGAGAAAGGAAGUCUGGAACUAGAGAUGGACUAACAUAUUUUAGUUUUUUGGCUUUUCAUGGGAUUUGUUGACAAUAAUGACAAUAGGCUAUAAAACCACAUCAGCCUUAUACUUGUAUGGUUCCAAGCAAAAUGUAACUGAAGUUAAGAAGGUCAUGUUUUACGCAUUUAAAGAGUUUUGUCAGGUAUAAGUCGGCAGGAAAAAAUGUUGGCAUUGUACGUUUCUGCAAAUAUGGACAUUUUUGCAUUCAGUCAGAGCAAGUGCGGGGUAAAAUAACGAGUAUAACAAGAAAGAAAGUCCACUGAGGUUCGGUGGUAGGGGUGGUGGAUGGGUCAAACAAACUAUCAGACUUUCACCCAGGAGGCCGCUAGUUUUGUUAUGUAACUUACAUACUUAACUAACGCCAAUUACGUACCAAACCACAAUCUUUUCCCAAACCUAACUGCUGUUGGUGUCCCGUGUGAAACCAAAAGUAAACGUUGACUUUACGCUUGUUAUGUAAGGAAGUUCGCUAAAGGCAGUUGUUAUUUAUUUCUGUUAGUUACGUUGUUAGGCUUGUUACAUAACAUUGUUAUGCUUUUUACGUAACUUUACGUAAGGAAGUCCGCCAAGUUGUCGUCUACGUUGUUGUGGUUGUUACGUUAGUGUUAUUAUUUUAACAUAACAAAGUAGUUUUGUUGCCCUAAACCAAACUAAUCAUUUUGCAACGUUAACCAUGUGUCAUUGUGUGUUUCUGCAAGCGUGAUACAAGGCUGAUAACUUUUUUUGGUUUAAAAAAAUCCACAUUCAACGUAUCCUGUGAUUUGCAGAAACGUAUAAUGCCUACAUUUUAUUCUGGUGACUGAGUUGAUUUAACAUAAAUUUCAUAUUUUUAAAUCAUGAUUCAUCAGUAUCAAUAUACAGUAUCAAUACCAUGACAUUAAUUUCAACCAUAUUGCCCAGCCCUACAGUACCUUGAUGACACAUUUGUAAGUCAUUAGUGGAUGAUUCAACGAACCAUUAAUGAAUGUUUUUGAAGGCUCUUCAGAAAGGUGCUUCAAGUGAGGAAUGAAGAUGAACCUCAUAAUACUGAUUUCAUACAGUUUCAUUAAUUUUAUUACAGCUGAUUACUGUUGCUUUUCUCAAUAUUAUGAGCCACUAAUUAUAAAUGUGGGGAAAGUAUGAUUAUUAUGAAGUGUUACGAAAUACUUUUCAGAAACAGGUUCUCCUUGAAAAUACGGUCCAAUUAAAACUAUUGUGUCUUCAGCAGUUUUUCAUGACUGAUAUUAAGCCUGCAGGUGUAGCCCUGGGAUUUCUCUCUGAGAAUGUCCCUUAAUUAUUUUCCUCCUUGAAAACCCCGACAGGAAAGUAUCAGAGGUCAUUGAUGCCUUGAAUAUUCAUCAUGUCAAACCAAACUUUUUUUCAGUUUCAAAUAUUCUUUCCAGAUUUAAUCAUCUUCCUCAUUGUGUUAGAGGCGAGCGUGUGAGUGGGCUGAGCCCUUUUACUGGCGCUGUACAGUAUGUCCCGUCAGCGCUGCUGACAGGAGAACAAUGUUUGUUUUCACCCAUCUUCUCCAAGAGCUGAGAUUAGAUUGCACAGUGAAGAAUGGGCCAGGUCUGCUCUUAGGUCUCUUUUUUUUUUCCACCACAGCACAAUUUUCCCCCAGUAAAUUGGUCUGUGUUUGCCUCACUCUCUACACCAGCAAAACAACAUCUCCCCUGAAGCUAUAGGAUCUCAAUUCGCUCUUCCCCCCAAUGUUGCGCUCUCACAGCUUCAAUGUUUCUGCUCCUACAUGGUUUGCCUCUCUGUGAUCUUUGCUCUCGCUUCACGCUGCUGCUUUGGGGAAACUUGCUCGGCUUUUUCCUUUGAAGAUCCUUUUCAAAUUCCCCACCUUGCUUUAUGUUGUUUAACAGCAAACAUUUGCAAGAAAUAACGCUGCACAUGUUAACUGAUCAUCGCCGCUACGCUCAAAGCAAUUCAGAGCCGUGCUUUGAAAACAACCUUCCAUGUUCAUGUAAUUACAACCUGUCGGUGAGCAAUGUUCAGUGACAGAUUAGUUUCUACAUUGAAAUGGCGUCGGGAAAUCACUCAACAAUGCAAUAAAGAGGUAAAUGUUUACAUAACACUGACGUUCUUUAGGAACACAAGGUGGAAGCAGAUCGUCAUUAAGCAUGCUGCGACUGUUUUGUAAAGCUUUGUUCCGCUGUAGCCACCUGUUCUCCCUCAAGGUCUUGUUCAGUGUCACAGAUCGAGGCCUUUCGCAGAUUGGCUUGUACCGCCACCCCGAAAUCCUUCCUCAGCAAAUCCCCCAUGUGCCAUCCGAAAUGAAAUUAGAAUGCCCACCACCACCGCCACAAUAUAGCUUAUUGUUUUCCCUCAGCAUUUCCCUUGGAAAGUCGCUAUUCAUUUUGGUGAAUGAUUCCGUGACCUGCAUGGAUCAGCUCCUUGGAGGGGAUCUAGUUUGAAUGGAUGAUGCUCGGAAACACAAUCUACAUUGUGCUGCGCGUCCAUUCUUCACGACGCACACCAUGGUGCCAAUUCAGCCUCGUAUUACCUGCUUAUGAGCUAUAAACACAUGAUGUCACCGCGGGGCAGUUAGCUGUUUUACAAGUGUAAUGGAUGGCUUCGAUACGCCUCGUGCCCAAGUAGAGCAAUCGUGUUGUGAGGCUGAUAUUUCCGGAGGAGAAAUUGCUGUCUGAUCUUUAUUUGAAAUAAGAUGCCAGCCAAAACUAGCUGCACGCUGCAGAUUUAUGGACAGAUUUACAUCUUGGGGAUAACAACAAAAGCUGCAUAAAUUCCUCAACUGGCUGUCAGCAAACUGCUGCGUGCAGCAUUCUUUGCUAUUGGCAGCAUGUUUUGGAAACCACAAUCCAUCCUGGGGCCUUGAGCGAACAGUGUGCACAGGAUCGGUUAUACUGCUCAUUUCACUUAAUACUAAAGGAUGUUCUCCCCUCUUGUUGAGUACUUACAGCUAAUAAAUGGACAUCUUCCCUGUCCAUUUGUCAAGAAUUACAUUCGAACUGCAUCGGCAGAUCUCUGUGAGAAAAAAAAGGGGGCGGAGGUUUGUGAAUCACUUGCAGGCAGGUAACUGUCUAAGUUUGUUUAAAUAUAUUGGCUGUGAGGGUCCAAAGCUCCGAGCAAGUGACGAAUGUGAAUAUGACGUGUGGAUCCUGAGUUAUUUGAAACGUGAGCUGUCUUCCAGUGGAGCAUGUACAAAGUGCAUGAACAAAAUAAUUUUUCAGUGGAUAAAACAACUCCUUUUAUACGCCAGGAUCUAUGAAUUAUUGUUCAGCUACUGCUAAUGAAAUUGUACCGGGUUUGUACGUAGAAGCCUACCGAUACUACCUUACAACAGGUUGUGCUGUAUAUUGUUAAGUGGAGCGAGUGUGCUAAGAUGUUGUUUCCUGUGUCUGUUUUACUUCCCAUCGUUCUCUAAAUGGUACUGUAUUGUAAGAUGACAUAUAUUUUUUUACACGUAUCAUUUCAAAUGUUGUAUUGUAUUGAAAUUAGAUUAAACGAAUGGAUGCUAACCUUGUGGUGCAUUGACUGCUAAGACGGAGAGAGCAGUGUGCGAGAGAGCUCUAGAGAGCACAGAAUAUUGAGUGUGUUGCGCUGUGUCGGGGCUUGAAUAUUGGUUUGAAUGCCUUGAGGAAAACAAAAUACUAUUUACAUGACCCUGAAUCACAAAUGUUGUCCCUCUGUCUUUGCCUGAACAUGUUUUGUUUCACUAUUGAAAAUGUUUAUGAAUAAAAGUAGAAAACA